CUGCUGCUUCUUUACGCCCAGCCGCCGGCCGAUCGAGUCGCGGCCGUUACGCGACGAUCCACCGGUCUUCUUGGACGCAAAGCGCACCUGCUGGCACAGCGACUGGAACUGCGUGUGGGAAUUAACUUCGGCGAGAACGCUCCGGAACAUUUUUGUUGUUUUUGGUACUGAGAAAGUGAAUCGAAUUUCGAGGGCUGCAGAGUUAGAGAAAUUCGCGACCCAGCAGUCAAAAGCAGUUGGAGGUUUUUUUACUAUCAGCAAAGCCACCAUGAUCAGCGGUCUUGAUCACCGACUGCACCCAUAUGAUUAGAUUUUGGACUGCGCAUUCUGAAUAACGGGCAAUAUCCGACACCACUGCCUGCCAGCUCUCUACACAUCUCUCUACUCCUCCGCUCUAGAUAUUUCUGUACUCACACUACCCCCAGCAAUGGCCGAAGCCGAUACUCCCAAUGAGCCUAUUCUAUUCACGGCACGGCUCAACAACGUGCGUCCGCUAGUCAACCUGCUGCGCACAAUUAGCUUUCGCCCGCGCACGCUCUGCGCAAUAAACCAGAGCGGCAUGAUGUUCUCUGUCGAAGACUCGCAAUGUGUUGUGGCCCAGGCAUAUUUGCGUCCAACCCUAUUCGCAGCAUUCAGCUAUAACUUUGCUGCAGCGCCCAACAAUGCCAAUGCUGCUAUUGCCGGCGACAGCAACGGCAAUGACAACGACGAGAUGGAAACCGAUGAUGUUGCCAGCGAAAUCACCCAGGUCUCACUUCCCCUCGACAACCUUAUAGAGUGCCUGACACUCUUUUACGGGCCUUCUGGCAGCACCUCUCACAGUAACCAGCCCGGCCCUAUGGUGUCCAACCUGUCGGCAAACAACCCUUUAGAUCUGCGCGGCGCUACGACGGUUCAAAUCGGGUACAAGGGCGAAGGCAAUGAUUUCGAAAUGAUGCUUGAGGAACGUGGCACAAUCUCUGUAUGUCGUCUGGCUACAUUCGUGCCGGAACAGCCGGUAGACCUUGAGUUUUCUCGGCACCCGGUAAUUCAGCAACUUACCAUACGCUCAGAAUGGCUGCGGGAUGCCUUCAAUGAGCUUGAUCCAACCAGCGAGUCGGUGACCAUUGGGAUCGCCAGCACGGCACCAUACUUCCGCAUCGCCACUGUAGGAGAAAACGGCAGCACGGAGAUGACGUAUUCACAAGAGAAUCAGAUCCUGGAUGCGUUCUUUUGCAGUGAGGAGCAAGAGAAUCGCUACAAGCUGCCGCUAAUCCUUAAAUGCCGCCAAGCGCUGGCUCUGUCGGACAAGACCAAGAUCAAAGUCAACCAGCGUGGGUUCUUGACGCUACAGUUCAUGAUUCCGACCGAUGUGGAUGUCUCGUUCGUCGACUUUGUGUUUGCACCCCUUGUCCAUGCCGAUGAAACUAUUAGCUAGAUUGCAUGUAUUGUCGCAAUUCAUGUCGACCAUUGCGGAGUUAGAUGGUGACGA
Molecule: messenger RNA, 1471 nt
Organism: Linderina pennispora
Lineage: Eukaryota; Fungi; Kickxellomycota; Kickxellomycetes; Kickxellales; Kickxellaceae
Product: Rad1-domain-containing protein
Exons: 1
Coding region: 428-1417 (329 amino acids)
Biological process (GO): DNA repair; DNA damage checkpoint signaling
Cellular component (GO): checkpoint clamp complex
Source: RefSeq, a predicted model, not a curated record